AUGAGGCUUUCUACAGUUCUCAGUGUCCCUCUUCUCUCUGCUGCUGUCCUUGCAGGACCAGUGGCAGAUCCAACCAAGUCCGUCCCGGCCAAAACCCUCGAUCCUGGUAACGGCGGCCUUCCAAAUCCGGUUACUAUUUUCUUUGGGCUCUUCGGGGCACCGCCUUGUUCUUUCGGAUGCAUCGACACCGCCAUUGCAGGAACACCAGCCUGUACCGGCGUCUUGAACGUUGCGUGCUUUUGCAACCCAAACGGAGCUUUUGUGACUUCAGUUACCAAUUGCGCUGCUGGUGUCUGCAGUCCGGCAGAUGCUAGCACACUGACGGGAGCCCUUCAACGAGGGUGCGGUUUUGUCGGUGUUCCCAUUUGA
Messenger RNA from Aspergillus thermomutatus, 369 nucleotides. RefSeq lists its product as uncharacterized. The record is from RefSeq and is a predicted model, not a curated record. NCBI's taxonomy places the organism in Eukaryota, Fungi, Ascomycota, Eurotiomycetes, Eurotiales, Aspergillaceae. The transcript has 2 exons. The coding region runs from base 1 to 369 and encodes 122 amino acids.